UAGCCAAAUCGAGAUCAUGGUUUCGGGGGAGUAUUCACUGGAAAUAGUUGCCCAUCCAAAAGCUACUGGGCAAUUUACCAUAAGUGAAAAGGAAAAUGCGUCUGAUGGCGAACACGAGGUAGAGGGGAGAAGCAGAAAGAUAAGAAAUCUAAUUGCUUUUUGGUUGUUUGGAUUGUGCAACAAUUUUGCCUAUGUGAUCAUGUUGAGUGCUGCUCAUGACAUUCUUUCGGAGGAAACAAACACAUCGCCGUCAAAUUCAACAAAUAGUUCGUCACACUCAGACCUAAGCGGCGUCGAGGUAUCGAAUCUGACAGGGGCGAACCAGACCGCAACAUUCCUGAAGUGUAACCAGAUCGGAACUGGGGCUAUUUUGCUGGCGGAUAUUCUUCCAACCUUAGUGGUAAAGUUGAGUGCUCCUUUGUACAUAACACGGAUACCCUACAGGUUGAAGGUCUCCGUCGUUGUGUUCUUUGCUCUGGGAAGUUUUCUGAUCGUUGCGUUUGCUGAGGUAGUGUGGUUGAGCAUCGUGGGAGUGGUAUGUGCCAGUAUUGGGGCUGGCCUCGGAGAACCUACAUUUCUGGGAUUAUCAACUUUCUUUCACAGGGAUGUGGUGUCCACGUGGUCGUCCGGCACGGGUGGAGCGGGUGUAUUCGGGGCGCUAUCUUACGCUGGGAUUACCUCAGCGGGUGUCUCUCCUCGGAACACCCUUCUAAUCAUGACAGUUAUCCCGGUACUGCUGGCACUAAGUUUUCUCUUCUUGUUGUCACCACCCGUGGGAGGAUAUCACGCCAACAGUAAGGACGGCAAGGGUGUGGCUGAAAGUGAUCCUGAUUUCAGACCGUUUCUGACAUGGAGAGAGAAAGUACGUCUUACUCAGCCCCUACUGAAGUUCAUGAUCCCCUUGAUGGUGGUGUAUUUAGCAGAGUACUUCAUCAACCAAGGAUUGCAUGAGCUUCUAUACUUCAAAGAUAUUUGGCUGACGACAAAGGAGCAAUACAGGUGGUUUCAGGUGGACUAUCAACUGGGCGUCUUUAUAUCGAGGUCAUCAGUUAACCUGCUGAAAGUAAACAAGUUAUGGAUAAUACCUAUCUUACAGGUGAUGAACGUCGCCAUUCUCCAGACACAGGUCAUGUUUCGUUACAUCCCCAGCAUUUGGAUAAUAUUUGGUGUCAUCUUAUUUGAAGGACUGCUCGGAGGAUGCGCAUAUGUCAACACUUUUUACAAAAUGUCCGAAGAUAUAGCACCUGAAUAUCGGGAGUACAGCUUAUCAGUAGCGUCGGUCGCAGACUCUUGUGGCAUCGCCAUUGCAGGAACCAUUGCCAUCCCUGUCCAUAACACGCUAUGUAAACUACAUAUAGCCCUGUAGCAUCACGCAUCGCAAAUGCGUGAGAUUCU
Messenger RNA from Liolophura sinensis, 1395 nucleotides. Its product is annotated as battenin-like. The transcript has 15 exons. Gene Ontology annotation, cellular component: lysosome; membrane. Gene Ontology annotation, biological process: regulation of intracellular pH; lysosome organization. Lineage: Eukaryota; Metazoa; Mollusca; Polyplacophora; Chitonida; Chitonidae. The record is from RefSeq and is a predicted model, not a curated record. The coding region runs from base 17 to 1366 and encodes 449 amino acids.